CAUGUUCAUAACCCAUUCUGUUGUACUUCUUCUGUGAUAUUCAACUCUGAAUGAAAAUGAAGACUGUAGCCCUGAUAGCAACUCUGCUCUCCGUCGCCGCCGCGGCCAGAGAAUGCCCCAACCUGUCUGUAGUCCAAGCCUUCGAUUCUGAAAAGUUUUCAGGCACCUGGUACCAACAGGGAAGUUUAUCAAACCGCUUUACCAGAUGUCCUAAAUUAGAAUUUUCCGUCAGGAAUGCUGACUCUAUCGCUAUCCGAAACAUGGAACAGGAUUUUGGACAAUGGAGGACCGUAGACGGAACAGCAGUGUUUGCAGAUCCCUCAAAGGACGAGGCUAAGCUUGUCGAAACUGUGGAGAGUUCUUCUGGCAACACAACAUCAAAUGUGUGGAUCUUGGCCACUGACUAUGACAACUACGCUAUAGUAUUCUCCUGUCAGUUGGAAUCCGGCUAUCCUCAAAGAUCAGCAUGGAUCUAUACAAGGAAGCAGAUUCUCCAUAGGAACGAUCAGAAACACAUCGAUAAACUCCUGGACAAGGCUUUCGAGAUUAUCUCCAGCGAGGGAGGACCUGUAAAGGACGACUUCUGGCCUGCCCACCAGUACCAGUGUCCUCAUUAAACACUUUAACGGAAAACGUUAAAUCCUGACA
This is a messenger RNA of Homalodisca vitripennis (glassy-winged sharpshooter), 648 nucleotides long. Its product is annotated as lazarillo protein-like. Lineage: Eukaryota; Metazoa; Arthropoda; Insecta; Hemiptera; Cicadellidae. Gene Ontology annotation, molecular function: pigment binding. Bases 51 to 617 code for a protein of 188 amino acids. The transcript has 6 exons. The record is from RefSeq and is a predicted model, not a curated record.